Phyllostomus discolor (pale spear-nosed bat) is the source of this 1670-nucleotide messenger RNA. RefSeq names its product fibrillarin like 1 (gene FBLL1). Gene Ontology annotation, cellular component: box C/D methylation guide snoRNP complex; small-subunit processome; nucleolus. Gene Ontology annotation, biological process: box C/D sno(s)RNA 3'-end processing; rRNA methylation. The record is from RefSeq and is a predicted model, not a curated record. Gene Ontology annotation, molecular function: histone H2AQ104 methyltransferase activity; RNA binding; rRNA methyltransferase activity. The transcript is spliced from 2 exons. Lineage: Eukaryota; Metazoa; Chordata; Mammalia; Chiroptera; Phyllostomidae. The coding region runs from base 116 to 1423 and encodes 435 amino acids.
CCAACCCUUUGGUUCGCAGGCCAGUGCCCAAUCCAGUGAGCCGCACUGGCUAGGGUUUCGCGGGUGCUUUAAAACAAACCCUUGAGGCAGGUUCUGUUUUACAGAUGGGACUGAGAUGCAGAGAGUUCAAGAAGUUUGCUCAAACUCAUACAACAUGUGCAGAGAGGGUCAGCCCCGGGGGUGUGGGGACUGCGGCAGAGCUGGCGGGGACUGCGGCAGAGCUGGUUGGGACUGUGGCAGAGCUGGUUGGGACCGCGGCCCACAGCCUCUCUCCGUUGCCGCGGCACACUCGGCGGCAAGCGGCACCCACGGCCACCAGCCUGCGUCCCGCGCCAAGACCACCACCUGGAACUACCAGCCACCGCUGAAAACCGUUACCGGGCGCCCAGGGCGCGCCAUGAAGUCUGCGGUUGGCUCACGAGGGGUUGGCUCCGGGGGCCGCUCUAGCGGCGGCUGGGGCGGCGGCUGGGGCAGCAGCGGCUGGAGCGGCAGUGGCUGGGGCAGUGGGCGAGGUAGCAGCAAAGGAGGCGGCGGCGAUGGCGGUGGCUCUGGAGGCAAGGGCAGCUUCGGGGGACGGACGCGCAGCUCCGGCGGCGGCCGAGGCCGGGGACGCAGCGGCGGCGGUGAGGGCAGGGACCGCGGCGGCGGCGGGCGGCGGCGCGGCGGCGCGUCCAGGGGCAAGAACCGCCGCAAGAAGGGUAUCAAGACGGUGUCGGUGGAACCCCAUCGGCACGAGGGCGUCUUCAUCUACCGCGGCGCGGAGGACGCGCUGGUCACGCUGAACAUGGUGCCCGGCCACUCGGUGUACGGCGAGCGGCGGGUCACCGUGACGGAGGGCGGCGUGAAGCAGGAGUACCGCACCUGGAACCCGUUCCGCUCCAAGCUGGCCGCCGCCAUCCUGGGCGGGGUCGACCAGAUCCACAUCAAGCCCAAGUCCAGGGUGCUGUACCUGGGCGCCGCCUCGGGAACCACAGUGUCCCACGUCUCCGACAUCGUCGGCCCCGAAGGCUUGGUCUACGCGGUGGAGUUCUCCCACCGCGCCGGGCGCGACCUGGUCAACGUGGCCAAUAAGCGAACCAACAUCAUCCCGGUCCUGGAAGAUGCCCGACACCCGCUCAAGUACCGCAUGCUCGUCGGCAUGGUGGACGUGAUCUUCGCGGACGUGGCCCAGCCCGACCAGUCCCGCAUCUUGGCUCUGAACGCCCACACCUUCCUGCGCAACGGGGGCCACUUUCUCAUCUCCAUCAAGGCCAACUGCAUCGAUUCCACUGCGUCUGCGGAGGCGGUGUUUGCAUCCGAGGUGAGGAAGUUGCAGCAGGAGAAUUUAAAGCCUCAAGAGCAGCUGACCCUGGAGCCCUAUGAGAGAGACCACGCCGUGGUUAUCGGGGUCUACCGGCCCCUUCCCAAGAGCAGCAGCAAGUAGCACCCUGCUGGGGCCCGUCCCAGAGACCUCCCCACACCGCCGCCUUCAGUGUUUCUGUGUACGAGAGGGGCCAUCGUGAGACCCCCGCGAGACCGCUGCCUUCAGUGUUACUGUGUACGCGCGGGGCCGUCCCUGAGACCUCCCCCCACCUCCGCCUUCAGUGUUACUGUGUACGUGCGGGGCUGUCCCUGAGAUUUCCAAGACCGCUGCCUUCAGUGUUACUGUGUACUCCGGGGGGGGGCCAUCC